Molecule: messenger RNA, 2405 nt
Organism: Sardina pilchardus (European sardine)
Lineage: Eukaryota; Metazoa; Chordata; Actinopteri; Clupeiformes; Clupeidae
Product: GTPase IMAP family member 9-like
Exons: 4
Coding region: 675-1886 (403 amino acids)
Molecular function (GO): GTP binding
Source: RefSeq, a predicted model, not a curated record
AGAAAUACUUCAGUUUUAUGAAGUAUGUGUCUCUGUGUGUGAACAUCAUGUCUAAAUUUGCGUGUCCAACGUCAGACACCCCAGGGCUCAUUCCACAAUUUGUCUAUUUUUGAUUAUUUUGUUUACUUUUGAAUGAGAUGUGAAGCUGCAAAAUGUAUGUCUUUAAGCUACUGCUUCAUUUUCCAUGUCAACAAAUGUAAUCAUCGUUGAUUGUCUUAACACAUUUAACUUAUAUAGAGCACAGUGUCCUUUGCCCUUUCAACCAAUACAUAACUUACAUUACAAGCAUAGUGACAUUCACAUGAAGCAGACAUUGUGCACAGUGCGUUCUCACGCACAGUUCUCCUUCACACGUAAAUCUUAUCAUGAUCAUCAGCAUUGAAUAUGACAACCAAAGACACAGUGAUAAGAAUCAGCACUCGCCAUAAUGUGUUGUACAGUGUUGUAUUCUUGUGAAAAUAAAAAGAUUUUUUGUUCAGUAACUGAAUAAAUGCUGCGUACAUUUCUAAAAUAAUAGGCACAUUUUUUAUGACCUGUACAGUAUGUUAGGGGGGAAAUUAACAUAUUUCAAUAUAUGACCCUGCAAGGCAAAACCAGUCGCUUUGGUAACAUUUACAAAAUUGAGUUAUUGUGCUCACUUCCUCACUGCCAUAUAACAUAAGCUUUCUAACUAUAUGUAUAUAUCGAGGAUAUCGCUAAGACAACUGCAUCCAAGGUUGGCACGAUUCACCUGUCACAAUAUGCCAAAAGGGGAAUCACCUUUUUACUUGUCUAAAGCUGGAGCUGCACCAGUGGCAGGGCACAGGCAGGACCCUGAGGAGAGACAGUGGCCAGAGAGGGAAGAGACACAUUUUCGGUUUUCAUCUAAACUCAACGCUUGGCUUGAACGUGAGAAAAUACAUCCAGUGGACUGUAUGAGGCUGGUCCUGAUUGGGAAGACUGGAGUUGGAAAGAGUGCAACAGGAAACACCAUCCUCGGGAAGAAGGAAUUCAAGUCCUCGGCCUUAAUGAGGUCUGUCACAACAGAGUGUGAGAGAAGAACGGCAAUGAUUGGUUCAAAAAUGGUGCAGGUCAUUGACACCCCAGGUCUGUUUGACACAUCUGUCUCACAUGAGAAUAUUAGAGAGGAGAUCGGGAAAUGCAUCACCAUGUCCUCACCAGGACCCCAUGUGUUCCUGCUCCUGAUCUCCGUGGGACGUUUCACCCAAGAGGAGAGAGAGACAGUGAAGAUGAUCCAGGAGAUCUUUGGAGAGUACUCAAAAGCGUACACAAUGGUGGGCUUCACUAGAGGCGAGCUUCUGAGGGAAGAAAAUAUGGAUAUUAAGGAGUACAUAAAACAAAGUCCAGCUCCUCUGCGGGCUCUAAUUGAGGACUGUGGUGGUCGACACCAUGUUUUCUGCAACAAGGACAAAGACACGGAGAAACAUCAGGUCUCGUCUCUUCUGGGUAAGAUUGACAGAAUGAUUCGGCAAAAUGGAGGAAGAUUCUACACCACCGCCAUGUUUGAGGAGACUGAGGCAAAUAUCAGAGCGAGAGAGAUGAGAUUGUUACUGCAGAGAAUGGAAGAACUGGAAGACGCACACAGGGACAAAGACGUCACUUUUUUAGUCAAUGAAAUAUCCAAGAUCAAGCAGGCACUGGAGAGGAAGCUCAGGAGCUUGCGUGAUGGCUCUCUACGAGAAAAAGACGAAGACAUGAAGAAACUCGAAAAGUUACGAGCCAACCUCGAGAUGAACCACGAGAAGAAGAUCAAUGAAAUGGAUAGCAAAAUCUUUGCUCAACUCGCCAGUGCUCGUAACGGUAUUCGCAGAAAGGCAGAGAGAGCUGAGGCAAAAGCUGUGGCCAAAGGUUUGAAGCAAAACCAGAAUAAUUGCACCAUAUCAUAAUACUGAAAAUGUUGUAUCAAAUAUAAAUUAUGAAAUCAUCUGUAAAUCAUGUAAUGAAUCUGAUUAUGUUGCUGACACUCGCUCACUUUGCAUGCGGUUAGUAUUGGUUGAAAAACAUUGACAUUCUCUUGUUGUACUCUUGAACCGCCAAAAACUGACAUUGUUGGGUUUUACCCUUGUGCCCUUUAUUAUUUUUCAUUUAUGUAGGAGUAAGCAAACUAGUACAGUCUAGUAAAAUCAUUCUUGAUACCUUUUUGGCUGUUAAUGUCUUGAUUUUAUUUUAUUUUUUAAAAAUAUGAUUAGUGAGCUAUUUGAACUGCUAUUUGGGCUUGAAUUAAACUGCAUGUCUUUUUCAUGGUUUUACACAUUAAGGCUAAAAAGAGGGACAAUUAUAACUUCAUGUAUUGCAUCAUUACUUUAAGGAUCAAAUAUGGAGUGGUUUUGUGUCUACAUGGAAAGCACACCGAGAUUUCACCAAAUCCUAUUAAAAACACACAACAAACAACUCUCCACAUUAAA